GCUGCUGUCAGAAGAGGCAGUCGAGCAGAGGUUUCCGUGUCGGGACUGUGGGAAAGUACUCUGCGAAAAAGAAAAGAACAACCACACACAGCAGCGAGAAGCUGUGCCUGGAGAGACAGCUGAAAAGGCAGAGCUUUUCUUUUCGAAGUGGAAGCCCGGUUUUUAAGAAACAGGCGUUUGGAGAUGGGCGACAAGGCGGGGACCAGAGUCUUUAAGAAGUCCAGCCCCAACUGCAAGCUUACAGUGUACUUGGGCAAAAGGGACUUUGUGGAUCAUCUAGAUCAUGUGGAUCCAGUUGAUGGAGUACUUUUGGUCGACCCAGAAUACCUUAAAGACAGAAAAGUGUUUGUGACUCUGACGUGUGCAUUUCGUUAUGGCCGAGAGGAUCUGGACGUGUUGGGCUUGUCCUUCAGAAAGGACCUUUACAUCUCCACCUUCCAGGCUUUUCCUCCACUGCCUGAGGAGCGCAAACCACUCAGCCGCCUGCAGGAGCGUCUCCUCAAGAAGCUCGGCCAACACGCACACCCCUUUAACUUCACUAUUCCUCAGAAUCUUCCUUGCUCAGUCACUUUACAGCCUGGACCAGAGGACACAGGCAAGGCAUGCGGUGUAGACUUUGAGAUUAGAGCUUUCUGUGCCAAAUCUGUGGAGGAGAAGAUUCAUAAGAGAAACUCUGUGCGGCUGGUGAUCCGUAAGGUGCAGUAUGCUCCGGAGAAGCCAGGACCACAGCCUAUGGUUGAGACCACACGCAGCUUCCUCAUGUCUGACCGCUCCCUCCACCUGGAGGCUUCGCUUGACAAAGAGCUUUAUUACCAUGGAGAACCCAUCAGUGUCAACGUCCACGUCACCAACAACUCCACCAAAACUGUCAAACGAAUCAAAAUCUCAGUGCGACAGUAUGCUGAUAUCUGUUUGUUCAGCACUGCACAGUACAAAUGCCCCGUGGCUCAGGUAGAAGCCGAUGAUCAGGUGUCAUCCAGCUCCACGUUCUGUAAGGUGUACACGCUCACCCCGACACUGAACAACAACCGAGAGAAGAGAGGUCUAGCACUGGACGGCAAACUCAAACACGAGGACACCAACCUGGCCUCCAGCACUAUUGUGAAGGAUGCAUCCAAUAAAGAGGUUUUGGGUAUCCUGGUGUCCUACAGAGUCAAAGUUAAAUUGGUUGUCUCUCGUGGAGGUGAUGUGGCAGUAGAGCUUCCCUUUGUGUUGAUGCACCCUAAGCCCUCUGAGCAGCCCAGCUCGAGACCACAGUCAACUGUGCCAGAGACAGAUGCUCCUGUGGACACCAACCUGAUAGAGUUUGAGACAAAUAACUUCUCUCAGGAUGAUGACUUCGUGUUUGAGGAUUUUGCACGGCUGAGGCUGAAGGGAAUGAAGGAUGAUAAAGAUGAGGAUGACCACUUCUGCUAACCCUGUGUGGGGAGAGGGAGCUGGAUUGAAGGGGCUCGAAGUGUCAGUACUACUACACCACCAUUCCACUGGGCCAGUCUGAAGAAGAGGGACGCAUCCAUGAUGCUGUCAUCUUUUAGUUGUUGUGUUUUUUUUUAUUUUUUAGGUUUGUUUUUUUUUGGAACUACUUUUUGUGCAUGUACAUUAGAGAGACAAAAUGAAACCCAGUGAGAAAGGCAAAGAAAGCGGUAAGGUUAACUAGAACUGGUCAGGAACGUCUACACAAUGUCAUUGAACAAAGGGUCCAUUACUUCAGGGGUGUCUUUUUAUCUAGUUUAUCCCCCCCCCCCCCAAAAAAAAUAUCUCCCCCAUCUUCCCCACUGUAAACUGAGUGGGCAUUACUAGCUUUGUAAUAUUGUAAUAACAUGGAUAAAAUGAGGAACAUGAGCUUGAGAAUUUUAUUUCAUUAUCAAAUUCACUAUAGACCACCAAGAGACUUUUUCUUUUGAUGUUCUAGCAUUAUUUUAUAGUUACGUAAAACGGAUACAUAUCGCAUGAACAUGGAAAAGGAAUGACUGUUCAGUGUGCUUAAGGGAGCACUCAGUAGUCAGCACAAUGCAUUGGACCACAGAAGACUCGAUUUAUCAUAGCCGUCGGGGGGGGUGCGCGCGCGCAUGUGUGGAUUGAGUGUUUAUUCAAAACACGGAGACGGUGAGAGCUCUGCCUGCAGAAGCCUAGUGCUAUUCCAUGCAGCACAGUUAACCCAUCAUCUGAAACUGUUGUGUGGUGAAACUUUUCUAGUUUUAAAUUGCCAAAAUUUAACACCUAAUUGAAUUUGCUAAAUGACGGAGACGUAUUUUCAGGUGUCGUUUGUUAUCAUUUCCAAGAAAUAAGCAACUCGUCUUAUCAGGUUUCACCAUUUCAGCUGCUUUCCCUUUUUCCAUAUUUAUUUGGUGCCAGUCUCUCUACAUAAUCUCAACCCUGUAAAGAGUGCCAGAUUUAGACUUUUUUUUUUCCACCUUUCUUCUUUGGAAACUUUCGAAAGGUUUUUAUAUUUAACCUACUGAUUAAAAGCACUUUUUUUUAAAUUUAUGUUGGGAAUCAUGAGCUAUUACACAGAGAUGAUCACAAUCGCAUCCUGGCUCUUCUCCUCCACCUUGUGACGAAAAGGAUAUUGUUUUUGAUUUUGUAGGCGGUAAGCAUCAUUCUACAACUCCCCUCGAUUAAUGAUCAACUGUUUAUACUCAACUAUGAUCUCUUAACCGUCACCUCUUAUUGAUUGACCUUUUAUAUAUAACCUACAUUAUUAUUUGCCAUGUUACACACUCUUUUUAGUUGAAAAAAAUAUUUUCACUAAAGCGGCAAAUGAAUCAUAUUAACUCCACAAAUGCUUUGUUUUAAAGCUUGCCCAUCAAACCUUUUUAUUGUGUUUAAGGAACUACUGAGUUUACCACUUAUCAUUUGUUAUUAUAUUCACUUAAUGAAAAUUAUAAAAUUUCUUUUUUCAUCGUUCAUUUGAAAACUUGCUUUUAUGUAAAGUUAACGUCAUUAUUCUACUAACCUGAAAUUCCAUGCUGUAUGCUCCAUUUGCUGUAUAUUGCAUCUAUAUAAAUUAUACAGUGCUUUCCAUGAUUCUUGGCACCCCUUGUAAAGAUUAGUAAAAAUGGUUUGACAUAAUCCACCUUUUGUUGAAGUAGCUUCAUCUCGCACUGAAGAAAUGAGAAAAAUCCAACCUUUUAAUUGAAACAAGUUUAUUCAGAGAAAACCAAAUCCCUCAUCAAGAAAUGAUUUUCAACAAAAACGCAUGUGCCACUAUUAUUGGCACCUUAUUUCACAAACUUCAGGCGCUUACGUUUGUGGUUAACUGACAGAAAAGGCUUUUUUUUUUUUCUGGCGUACCUUCUGUAUAAUCUAUUAGCAUGGAGGUGGAGUCUGAUGGUGGUUUUGGAAAUGUGGAACCCCCAAGAUUUAACUUUUUCUUAUAAUUCACCAACAGUGAUCCUUGGGGAUAAUUUUUCUUAUUUAGUUAUUUAUUUAUUUGCCUCUCUUACCCUCCUCCUCACUGUAUGUGGGGGCAAAAUAAAUGUGGAUCCUCUUCCAGGCAAGUUUUUAACAGUUCCAGAUGGUGUCCACUUUUUUUAUUAUUGCCCUAACAGAAGAAAUUGACAUUUUCAGGCAAGGAGCUUUUUUUUUUUUUUUAAAAAAACAUCAAUGUCCUUGACCUGUGGUGUCCCCCAGGGGUUGAUCCUUGGACCAUUAGUAUUCAAUCUUUAUAUGCUCCCACUUGGACAAAUUAUCAAGAACAACUCAGUUUUGUAUCACUGCUAUGCAGAUGACACCCAAAUUUAUUUUGCUCUAUCACCUAAUGAUUAUGCCCCCCUUGAAUGUCUCUACCAGUGUAUCGACCAAAUCAACAACUGGAUGUCAUAAAAUUUUCUUCAGCUGAACACAGAUAAAACAGAAGUAAUUCUAUUUGGGGUAAAAAAGAUGAAAGACUCAGGAUUACCACUAUUCUUGAUACAAAGGGGAUUAAAACAAAAGAUAUGGUUAAAAAUCUUGGUGUUUUCAUUGACGGCGAGCUAAACUUUGACAGUCACAUGAAAGCAAUCACUAAAUCGGCAUUUUAUCACCUAAAAAACAUUUCCAAACUAAGAGGACUUAUGUCAAAAAAUGAUCUGGAAAAACUUAUACAUGCCUUCAUCUCUAGUAGGGUUGAUUACUGCAAUGGCCUUUUCACAGGCCUGCCAAAAAAGACCAUCAAACGACUUCAGCUGGUUCAAAAUGCAGCAGCUAGGGUUCUCACACGAACAAAAAGAACAGAGCACAUUACUCCAAUUCUAAGGUCCCUUCACUGACUCCCAGUAAGCUACAGAAUUGACUUUAAAGCAUUGCUGCUGGUGUACAAAUCUCUAAAUGGUACAGGGCCCAAUUACCUCUCUGAUAUGUUGCAGCGGCCUAACCCAAUCAGAUCUACCAGAUCGCAGCAGCAAAAUGUACUGGUAAAACCUGUUGUUAAAACAAAGUGUGGUGAAGCAGCUUUUAGCUACUAUGCAGUCCAGCUAUGGAACCAACUGCCAGAGGACAUCAAAAAUGCUCCUGCUGUUGGCAGCUUCAAAUCUAGACUAAAGACCAAGCUGUUUUCAGAUGCUUUCUGCUAACUGAUAAAUAUAAUCAUCUUUACAUGUUUUAAACUUUACUUAACUUUUACAGUCUCUGCAUGUUUUAAACUUUACUUACCUUUUAUUCUAUUUUAUUCUGCUGUUUUUUUUACUGAACUUUUAUUUUAUUUCUACUAUUGUUUAAUUCUUAUUUUUUUCUCUCUUCUUCCCCCUUUAUUUUAUGUAAUUUUCUAUUGUUUACUGUUUUGCUUUUACCUCUGUAAAGCACAUUGAACUGCCACUGUGUAUGAAAUGUGCUAUAUAAAUAAACUUGCCUUGCCUUGCCUUAAAGUAACCUUUAACUGACUAAUGAAAGCCAACACACUUCUCCCUCAGUUGGCUUGUGUGUUCUCUUAUCUUUCCCCUGUUGAUGGAUGACUAAGGGAAUUUGGCCUCUGUGUCACCUCAUGUUUGUACCCCAGUUAAUCAGGAAGUCAUGGAUUACAGCUUAAAAGUUCCUACACACUCCAAUCAACUCAAAAAUGUACAAUUUAAAUGGGAAACCUGCUUCAGUUACAUUGUGUUCACUAUCAUUUCUGGGGUGCCAUUAAUAGUGGCACAGGAGUUUUUAUUAAAUAAUUAUUUCUUGAUGAGGGAUUUUGUUUUUCUCUGAAUAAAUUUGUCAAUUAAAGGUUGGAUUUUUUUCCUCACUUUUUCAGUGUGAGAUGAAGCUAUGUCACCAAAAGGUGGAUUUUUUUUUUCCUAAUGUUUUUACAAGAGGUGCCAAUAAUCAUGGCAGGAUCUGUAUAUCUAUUUGUACAGCUGGUCACAGAAAUUGUGUACAUGCAUUAAGGUCUGCCGUUAAACCCUGUCCUUUUCCGGGUGACCUGACCAGUUCAGUGUUGUUUGAAUUAUUUUCUUCAUUCACUGUUCAGCCAUCAACACGGCAUUACCAACAAUGUUUAUGUACAUAAGUGCACACAAUUUACCUGCUAUUGGAAUAUUUUGAUACACUUUCAUUCAUGCAUACAGCUUACACAGCUAGGAACCUACUUUGUGUAACCUCAUUUUUAAAAGAAUGCCUUUCAGGACUUAACAGGAAAUUGGUGCUGAACAGAACGAUUGAGUUUGAGAGAUGAAGGCUUGUUUACCAGACUCAAGCUAAUGUCUAGGGCUGCAGAAUUUCUAAGAUUUCAAGAACAGUUAAUUGAUAUGAGGAAAUAAGCUCCAGGUAACACAAGAGCACACUGUAUGUCACACAAUGUUAUUUAUAAUCACAAUAGGAGUUAAAAUAUGCCUUGAAAAACAAAUGGUUGAUUUAUUUUAUGUAAGGAUGUUGCAUAUGUGUAAAUUUGUUGAUUGUCUGCUGUCAAAUUUUAAAAUGCUUUUUUUUUUUAAAUCAUUUAUGUUAUGAAAUGGCAGGGAGAAUAUUUUCAUCAGAUGGUCGAAAAAUCUUUGUCCUUAUGCGAGUGCUUUGCUAGAAUGCCAUGCAUGCAUUCAAAGGCAGCGGUAGGCUUUGAGAACGUUGUGUUGUGAUAGAGCGCUCUUUCAGACCAUCUUCAUGUAAAACUUUGCUUUUUAUUUUUAGUUCAAAUGGAGCCUCAUAUGUCUGUGAACCAGUCAAGUGUAUAAAAGAAAUAUUAUAUUGUAUAUCUUCCCUUGGAUUCUGUAGGGUCUAUCUAAGGAAAGCGCACGCAGAUGUCGGUUUGUAGACUAAUAUCGUACCAUGUCACACCUUUUUGUAUUUUAAGGUUGAUUUUAAGCUACUUUUAAUCCUCACUACUACUAAAAUUGAUAGUCUGAAAAUAUACAUACAUACAUGCUACCUGGUAAUUUAAUUCACAAUAAAUUAAGAUGAAAUAUAUUAAUAUGAUUUCCAAAAUAAGCAAUAUGUUAUUUUAGUCAAUAAAAUGGUAUUUAAAAAAUCACUGAAAAAA
Neoarius graeffei (lesser salmon catfish) is the source of this 6430-nucleotide messenger RNA. RefSeq names its product arrestin, beta 2b (gene arrb2b). NCBI's taxonomy places the organism in Eukaryota, Metazoa, Chordata, Actinopteri, Siluriformes, Ariidae. The coding region runs from base 184 to 1416 and encodes 410 amino acids. The transcript is spliced from 15 exons. Gene Ontology annotation, cellular component: cytoplasm. Gene Ontology annotation, molecular function: angiotensin receptor binding. Gene Ontology annotation, biological process: signal transduction; positive regulation of ERK1 and ERK2 cascade; G protein-coupled receptor internalization. The record is from RefSeq and is a predicted model, not a curated record.